UGUACGUGCUUAAAAACAUUAAUUUUAUUGAUUAACUGCCGAUUUACGAGCUGUGCGCACAUUUUUUCUCGGAACAAAAUGACAGUUGAAUUAAAAAAGUUUCUAUAUGGAUUGUUAAGCGAUAUAGAGGGUCUGCAUAGCAUAUUAAUUACGGACAGAGAUGGAGUACCCGUUGUAUCUGUAGCCGAUGAGAAGGCGCCGGAACUAGCUAUGAGAGCCAGUUUCUUAUCUACUUUUGGAAUGGCUACAGAUCAAGGAAGUAAACUGGGUCUUGGCAAAAACAAAACAAUUAUAUGCAUGUAUAGCAAUUAUCAGGUGAUCCAGAUGAAUAAAUUGCCACUGGUUAUCAGUUUUAUCACUAGUCACAAUUGUAACAUCGGCCAUGUAUUAUCAUUGGAAAAUAAGAUUGAUCCUAUUCUAAGUAGUUUAAAAAAUGCAGUGGUGGAAGCCUGAUGGUUACCUAUUGUCCAUUAUGGGUGAUAAAUGUUGAAUGUUAUAUCUGGAUAUUAAUCUGUGAACUGUUGCAAUAGUGUGAACAGUGACAGUGUUGUCAGACAAUUACUACUUGUUUUAGAAUAGUAUGUUUUUUCAUAUUUUUACUUAUCUGCACUUUUUCUAUAAUAUUGGAAGUGUGGUAUAAAAAGUAAUUUGUUAAUUAUUCAAGCAAACAUUAUGUUGGCAGUUUGGCAGCAAAUUACUGUCUUUUUGACAAGCGUCUGUUUUCAACAGGUUUUACUAGGAUAUAUGUUUUAAAACAAAAAUAUAUUAUAGAGGAAUAUUCUUAAGAGCUAAAGAUGAUAUUUUAAGUUGAAGUGUUUAUUUGUUUGGAAACAUUUAUACACAAUAACUUUUAUAAAAUCCACAAGAUAUUUGCUGUAAAUUUUCUUAUUUAUUAAAUACAUAUA
Pseudomyrmex gracilis is the source of this 905-nucleotide messenger RNA. RefSeq names its product ragulator complex protein LAMTOR3-A (gene Lamtor3). NCBI's taxonomy places the organism in Eukaryota, Metazoa, Arthropoda, Insecta, Hymenoptera, Formicidae. The transcript is spliced from 3 exons. The record is from RefSeq and is a predicted model, not a curated record. Gene Ontology annotation, biological process: positive regulation of TOR signaling; cellular response to amino acid stimulus. Gene Ontology annotation, cellular component: Ragulator complex. Bases 79 to 453 code for a protein of 124 amino acids.